This is a messenger RNA of Austrofundulus limnaeus, 299 nucleotides long. Its product is annotated as protocadherin gamma-C3. Gene Ontology annotation, biological process: homophilic cell-cell adhesion. Gene Ontology annotation, cellular component: plasma membrane. Lineage: Eukaryota; Metazoa; Chordata; Actinopteri; Cyprinodontiformes; Rivulidae. The record is from RefSeq and is a predicted model, not a curated record. Gene Ontology annotation, molecular function: calcium ion binding.
UCGUAUUAACAUCCAUGUUCAGGACACCAACGACAAUUCACCACAAUUUAAGGAGGAUUCGGUUAAAAUAGAAAUUCGUGAAUCUGCUGUUAAAGGUGCCACUUUUCUUCUAAAUGAAGCGCAUGACGCAGACAUUGGAGAUAACGCUGUAAGGAGCUAUUCUCUCCAACAAAAUGAUCACUUCAAGUUAAAUGUUAAAACUAAAGGAGCUGGACGUAAAUAUAGUGAAUUAGUUUUAGACAAAAAAUUAGACAGAGAAGAAACAAAAGAGAUCGUGUUGCUCGUCACAGCAUUAGACG